GGAGCGCGGCGCCAAGGAGGUGGUGCGGCCCGUCGAGCCCUUCCUCUGCACGCGCGCCGGCAACGUCAACGGCGUGCGUCUCAAGGACGAGUGCGAGGCCGCGCUGCGCAACAUCGUGGACGGGCCCGGCCCCGCGCAGGGCCCCGCGCGCAUGCAGACGCUGGGCUCCAACGCGUUCUGCCGGCCCGGCCGGGACGUCAACAUCGUCAAGGCCGAGUUCACGUGCUACUGCACCGACAAGAAGCAGUGGGACUGCCACAAGGGCGCCACUCCCGAACGGCCCAUGCCGAGCAACAAGAACAAGGACAAGUCCCGGGCCAUGAAGGUGCCUCGUAAGUGUGACUCUGACAUCGUGGUGCACAAGAUGUACACCGACUUCUGCGACAUGUACGGCAUGUUCGUGACGUACGACGACUGCGUCUCUCCCCGGAACCACACAAUCACGGCACAGAACUGGAUGCAGCGCGACACCCCCGUGGUGUGCCUGCCCGGCUCCUACACCAUCUACAUGCGGUGCCAGCUGUGCCGCUGCGUCAUGGGCGUGUACCAGCAGGACUGCGAGUUCGUGGACUGCCCGUGGACCGCCACCUGAAUCACCGCCAACACCGCCCCUAUUUAUUCUGCGUCAAGUCAAACAAAGACCGUUGCUGAUCGCUA
Molecule: messenger RNA, 657 nt
Organism: Thrips palmi
Lineage: Eukaryota; Metazoa; Arthropoda; Insecta; Thysanoptera; Thripidae
Exons: 4
Coding region: 152-592 (146 amino acids)
Source: RefSeq, a predicted model, not a curated record